AUGGAUCAUGUAUCGAAGCCUCAGAGAGAAGACACAGCAACGGCUAAAGAUGUUCUAAAUGUUUAUGCAACCAAUACGCGUUACAAGUCCACGGAAAGCCAUCCUUGGCAAAGGCAUUCGUUGCCCAUUGAUCAUGACGAGACGUUGAUGGAAUUCCGGCAACGAUUAGUCGAACUCUUCAAGCCCUUCUACAACAACACUGAUAUUCCAAGUCAUGGGGGUGAAGCAACCGUGACGAUGAUCGCAGUCGAUUCGGAUGGAAUCCUUCUUUUCAACGAUGCCUUGCAAGAGGAUGAGAGCUUGUAUCAGAACAGUUUUAAAGAAGGUCAGAAAGAAUCAUCGGAGCGACAUACCCGAAACUCAAAGUUUAGGUAUAGGGACUUUCAAGCAUUACAUGAGCUGGGAAUUCAACCUCAGUCCCAUAUCUACGCAUUUCCGACUUUCACCACAAAUCAUCGAUGUGCUGUAUCGCUUCAUCUCAAGUUUCCACCCCCAAACCAGAAUGACCCGGUAUUAAUCAAACUACCAAGCCUUUUCUCUCCUUGCAUCAUGGUCAAGGUUAUUUUAGUGGAUUUACAAGAGCAACAAAGGGAACGUCAAAAUGUAACAACGGGAACACUGCUACAAGGAGAAAGCCACGAGGAUAUGGAUAUUGACAACAAUGAAAAGGACCACAACAAGCCUGGGGUAAUGAUGGCGAGCACCAACGGACCAACGAUUAGGCGCCAUCGUAGUAUCGAUAGAAUGCGGCUGCUUUUCGCCGGAAAGCAACUGGAAAAUUUUCGUCGUCUUGUGGACUAUGGGAUUGGUUGGGAUGCUACGAUUUUCGUAUUGUAUCGACAAGAGGACGCAUCGUCAUCAGCAGGAGGGAACUGA
Molecule: messenger RNA, 876 nt
Organism: Cylindrotheca closterium
Lineage: Eukaryota; Bacillariophyta; Bacillariophyceae; Bacillariales; Bacillariaceae
Source: the annotation of a GenBank genome assembly